This is a messenger RNA of Plasmodium malariae, 690 nucleotides long. RefSeq names its product cytochrome c heme lyase, putative. Gene Ontology annotation, cellular component: mitochondrion. The record is from RefSeq and is a predicted model, not a curated record. Gene Ontology annotation, molecular function: holocytochrome-c synthase activity. The transcript is spliced from 5 exons. Lineage: Eukaryota; Apicomplexa; Aconoidasida; Haemosporida; Plasmodiidae. The coding region runs from base 1 to 690 and encodes 229 amino acids.
AUGCAGAAUAUAAGUGUUGCAAGUGUUGUAGACAAAAAUGACGAAAGAGAAAAAUGUCCAGCAAAACUCAAAAAGUCAGGUGAUUUGACAAUUCUGGAAAGUGAAAUUAAUGAAAGUAAUAUGAUGCCAGAAAUACCAAACUAUGCAUUAAAAGGAAAUUGUGAUCUAUCAUUAAAUAAAAAGAGGGACGUUUCAUCUAUUCCUAAAAAUAAUAAAGAAUAUUGGUUAUAUCCGUCACCUCAACAAUUUUACAAUUCCUUACUAAGAAAGAAUAAGGACAUUGAUAUAAAUUACAUUGACGCUGUUGUCAAUGUUCAUAAUGAAGUUAACGAGGAAUCAUGGAAGCACAUACUAAAAUAUGAGCACAUGCACAAAAAAAAAUGUAGUCAUGUGACCUUGCAACGAUUUCUUGGAAAAUUUGAUGAUUUAACGUUCAAGGCAAAAUUUAGAAGUUUUUUUUCGAGAUUAGGACGCCCCUUCGAUAGACAUGACUGGUACAUCAAUCGGUGCGGCACUGAAGUAAAAUACAUUUUAGACUACUAUAACGACGAAACUAUAAACGAUGAUAAGAAUAUAUAUAUUGAUGUCAGGCCUGCAAUGGACAGCUUUUCAAAUAUAUGGGACCGGGUACGCUACCCGUUUUAUGAAUUUUAUUUUAAGUAUAUAAAAAAAUAUGAAUUGUUCAGGUGA